Oncorhynchus nerka (sockeye salmon) is the source of this 3283-nucleotide messenger RNA. Its product is annotated as cell death-inducing p53 target 1. The record is from RefSeq and is a predicted model, not a curated record. Gene Ontology annotation, cellular component: nucleus; cytoplasmic side of lysosomal membrane; cytoplasmic side of late endosome membrane. Gene Ontology annotation, biological process: intrinsic apoptotic signaling pathway in response to DNA damage by p53 class mediator. Gene Ontology annotation, molecular function: zinc ion binding. Bases 300 to 923 code for a protein of 207 amino acids. Lineage: Eukaryota; Metazoa; Chordata; Actinopteri; Salmoniformes; Salmonidae. The transcript is spliced from 6 exons.
UCCCAGUUGUCUUGAAAGCACCACAAGAGGCGGAUGUUGAGUAGAUGAAUGAUAAACAGACGAGCUAACGGUUGCCAUCAUUUGACUUCCCUACAAACAGGCUUGUGAUAUAGCUGUCGUCAUCACCUAAUUCCAAUUGUGUGGAAGAGACAACACAUCAGGCUGUUGGACCUGACGGAAGAGCAGGCUCUGUAGGUGGAAACUCCCCACUGUCAUCAGCAGACUGGCUGAGUGAGUCCAAGGCCAGUGGUGAGUGGAGAUUCUACUCCAGGCCCCCCCCAUCCAAAGGUCCAGUCAGCAUGUCCAGCGACCCCCCUCCUCCCUACCCCGGAGGUCCCAGCGCCCCUCUUAUCAAGGAGAAGAAUGGACAGCCAGCCAUUCCGGGCUCGGCGGUCCCUGUAUCGACGGGUCCUCCUCAGGGACAACCCCUGCCUCCAGACUAUGGCCCUCCACCCUACGAGGCCACGCUACAGCCAGGCUUCUUGCCGCCACACGUCCCAGGAGAUGGGGCCAUGCCCAUACCACAUGGUGGCUUCUACCCUCCGCCAGGUCACUUUGGCCCGGGGCAGUUUGGCCCGGGGCAGUUUGGCCCGGGGCCCAUUCAAUUUGGGCCUGUGGCAGGUCAGACGGCUCACACGGUGCUGGUACCCCCUGGGACAGCUACCACAGUGACCGUGCUACAGGGGGAGAUAUUCCAGACAGCACCCGUACAGACUGUGUGUCACCACUGCCAGCAGCCCAUCAUCACCCGCAUCAACCACAGCGUGGGCCUCAUGAACGCUGUCUUCUGCCUCUUCUGCUUCUUUGUUGGGUGUGAUCUGGGUUGCUGCUUGAUUCCCUGUCUGAUCGAUGAUCUCAAGGAUGUGAUACACACCUGCCCCUGCUGCAAGGGCUACAUCUACACAUACAAGCGUAUCUGCUAACCACCACCAACAGACAGACACGUGUAGAGUGGGGCAAAAAACAUAUUUAGUCAGCCACCAGUUCUCCCACUUAAAAAUAUGAGAGAGGCCUGUAAUUCAUCAUAGGUACACUUCAACUAUGACAGACAAAAUGAGAAGAAAAAAAAUCCAGAAAAUCACACUAUAGGAUUUUUAAUGAAUUUAUUUGCAAAUUAUGGUGUGGGAGCAAUUAUUAGGAAAUGGAAGACAUACAAGACCACUGGUAAUCUCCCUCGAUCUGGGGCUCCAUGCAAGAUCUCACCCCAUGGGGUCAAAAUGAUCACAAGAACGGUGAGCAAAAAUCCCAGAACCACACGGGGGGACCUAGUGAAUGACCUGCAGAGAGCUGGGACCAAAUUAACAAAGCCUAACACAUUACGCCGCCAGGGACUCAAAUCGUGCAGUGCCAGACGUAUCCAGGCCCGUCUGAAGUUUGCUAGAGAGCAUUUGAAUCAUCCAGAAGAUUGGGAGAAUGUCAGAUGAAACCAAAAUAUAACUUUUUGGUAAAAACUCAACUCGUCGUGUUUGGAGGACAAAGAAUGGUGAGUUGCAUCCAAAGAACACCAUACCUACUGUGAAGCAUGGGGGUGGAAACAUCAUGCUUUGUGGCUGUUUUUCUGCAAAGGGACCAGGACGACUGAUCCGUGUAAAGGAAAGAAUGAAUGGGGUCAUGUAUCGUGAGAUUUUGAGUGAAAACCUCCUUCCAUCAGCAAGGGCAUUGAAGAUGAAACGUGGCUGGGUCUUUCAGCAUGACAAUGAUCCCAAACACACCGCCCGGGCAACGAAGGAGUGGCUUCGUAAGAAGCAUUUCAAGGUCCUGGAGUGGCUUAGCCAGUCUCCAGAUCUCAACCCCAUAGAAAAUCUUUGAAGGUCUGUGUUGCCCAGCAACAGCCCCAAAACAUCACUGCUCUAGAGGAGAUCUGCAUGGAGGAAUGGGCCAAAAUACCAGCAACAGUGUGUGAAAACCUUGUGAAGACUUACAGAAAACGUUUGACCUCUGUCAUUGCCAACAAAGGGUAUAUAACAAAGUAUUGAGAUAAACUUUUGUUAUUGACCAAAUACUUAUUUUCCACCAUUUCCAAAUUAAAUUCCUUAAAAAUCCUACAAUGUGAUUUUCUGGAUUUUUUUCCUUCUCAUUUUGUCUGUCAUAAUUGAAGUGUACCUAUGAUGAAAAUUACAGGCCUCUCAUCUUUUUAAGUAGGAGAACUUGCACAAUUGACUAAAUACUUUUUUGCCCCACCGUAUUAACUCAACUCUUAUGCACACAUUAACUCACAGCUCCUCAUGGUUGUAGUUGCAGCCUAUGUUCUUUCUCCAACAUUUGUUCAGUGUGUCGUGCUUCAUUUAGCCCUCCUAACUUUACCCUCACUUUCUAAAGCACUUACUUGUUCACACUCACUAUAUUUACUGUAUAUCAUAGGAGGCUGGUGGGAGGAGCUGUAAGAGGACAGGCUCAUUGUAAUGGCUGGAAUGGAAUCCAUGGAACGGAGUCCAACACGUCCAUGUGUUUGAUUUGUUUGGUACUAUUCCAUUGAUUCCAUUCCAGCCAUUACAAUGAGCCUGUCCUCCUAUAGCUCCUCCCACCAGCCACCUCUGCUAUAUUUAUUGUCCAGACUCACUUACCUAGCUAUGUACAGGCAUUUAGAUAAGUGCUAGAUAGACACAUCACACAGGACUGAACCUGCUCUAAAAACAGAAACUUAUAACAAUUGAGAAAAGAUGAGUUGCAGACACGGUACAUCUUGCAUACUUUAUAAAAAACUUCUUUGGUUACAGGAAGGCUUUGCAUUUGACAUUUAUGGAGCAAACUUGAGGGGUAGAGAAAGGUCACACUUUGGGAAAGCUGUAAACAUUUGUCACUUUAAUCAAAAUUGUCAGCAAUCAUCAGCAAUUGCAGGGUCAGUAUUUUGUUUUUGUAAUUAUUUAAUGUAAUUUAACAUGUUAAUAUUGAGGACAAGGAAGGUUAUGUCCAUGUCUGAGACCUACUUUAUGUUUAUGUUCUAAUCACCCUGUUUGUCCUACAACCUUAAUGUAUAUCCAUUUCAAAUGUUACAAGGAAAUAACCAUGUAUCAGAUUUGUUAGGACAAACUCGAGUCGGUAAGACUGAGUUAAUUUGAGUUGUUCUCACUUAAGUGAGAGAAGUAUGUGUUACUGUCUUUUUAAAUCUUCUAUUGUGCUUUAUAGUCACUCGAUGUCCAGUGAUUUUUGCUAGAGCUGUUACACAAUAAUGCCAGUCAUGUCCAUAUUAAUGUAUUAAAUUUUGAUAAUGAAGAACAUGUGUGCUUGUAUUGCGAAUGCACAAGUUCCCAUGUGAAAUUUCAUAAAACCAUAAUUGUCAUGA